GCGUGUAACGCUGCAGAUACACAUAAAGAAGAAGGGCGGGCUGUUGCGUCUGCGACUGACAUGCUAACAACAAGUCAGGUUAGCAGCACCUGAGACCAACAUCGUGAAGCCUGCUGCCAAUAUUAUUUGUCACUUGCAGCCACAAAAGGCACAUCUGAUUGUAGGACGCAAACAAGAAUAUAUUUGAACUUGGUGAAAUGGCAGACCCUGGCCUUAGUAGAGACUGUCCCCUUGACUGCAAAGUUUAUGUUGGGAAUCUAGGAAACAAUGGAAACAAAACAGAAUUAGAAAGAGCUUUUGGCUACUAUGGACCUUUAAGAAGUGUUUGGGUUGCCAGGAAUCCCCCCGGCUUUGCUUUUGUAGAGUUUGAAGAUCCUAGAGAUGCAUCAGAUGCCGUGAGGGAACUGGAUGGAAGAAACAUGUGUGGCUGUCGAGUGCGUGUGGAGUUAUCCACCGGGCAAAAGCGCUCCAGGAGCCGAGGUCCCCCUCCAUCCUGGAGUAGACGCCCUCGUGAAGAUGUAAGACGACGAGGUAGUCCUCCAGUCCGACGCAGAUCCCCGAAGAGGAGGAGUCUAAGCCGCAGUCGCAGCAGGUCUCUUUCGAGAGACAGACGCAGAUAUCGGUCUCUCUCCAGAGACAAGAAUCAUAAGCGCUCAAGAUCAAUCUCACGGUCUAGGAGUCGUUCCACGUCUGAGAGGAAAGAAAGACCAUAAACGAUGGUUCAUCAGCAGGAUCCUGCUACGUUUGUGAAAAACUACGGUUUUUAUAGUUAUGUUUUUCUUUUUAAAUUGUGUUUGCCAGCUCAAGGCAGUCUUAGGUUGGUAAUGAGUUCAUGUAAUAGCAGUCUGUCAAAUUAACAGCAAAGGACCAGAAGUGUUCAUCUUUCAGUUUUCAUGGAAAUAUUUACCCAUUUCACUGGAACAUUUUUGUUUAAUUUGCUCUAUAAAGAAUACAGAAUUAUUUCUUCCCCUGCAUGUUUUGAAAUGGAUAACUGGGUUUAGGUUUACAUUACCAUCCUGUUUUAAGAGGUUCGUAUAAUGUUUUUAUUUGUUUUUGUUGAGGUUUUUUAUUUUUAUUUUAUUUUAUUUUUAAAUAAAUCUUGGUCUAUUCUUUGGUUACUGGCGUUGGGUUGCUGUGAGCUGCAUCACUAUGUAUACUUUAUACUCGUGACAGAAAGCGAACUGGCAACACAUGUUGUAAAUAAUGGUGCUGCUACUUGCAGGUUAUCCUUGAAGCCUAAAACAUCAUCUUUAAGUCUGUAUUUUACCUGUGUCACUUUUGCAAAAGAAGGCAUUUAUUCAACUUUGCAUGGUUCUCUGAGCUCUGACAAUUGUGCUGAUGCAGUUUAACAAUGUGUUCAAUAAAUGUUUUUUCAAGGUGA
Molecule: messenger RNA, 1381 nt
Organism: Acanthopagrus latus (yellowfin seabream)
Lineage: Eukaryota; Metazoa; Chordata; Actinopteri; Spariformes; Sparidae
Gene: srsf3a
Product: serine and arginine rich splicing factor 3a
Exons: 7
Coding region: 198-713 (171 amino acids)
Biological process (GO): mRNA splicing, via spliceosome
Cellular component (GO): nuclear speck
Molecular function (GO): RNA binding
Source: RefSeq, a predicted model, not a curated record